This is a messenger RNA of Salvelinus sp. IW2-2015, 2155 nucleotides long. Its product is annotated as carbohydrate sulfotransferase 8. Gene Ontology annotation, molecular function: sulfotransferase activity. Lineage: Eukaryota; Metazoa; Chordata; Actinopteri; Salmoniformes; Salmonidae. Gene Ontology annotation, cellular component: membrane. The record is from RefSeq and is a predicted model, not a curated record. Gene Ontology annotation, biological process: carbohydrate biosynthetic process; proteoglycan biosynthetic process.
CGCGCCACUCACACAUUUGGCAAAAUGCCCUUGUAGUCUACUUCUCUCACCCUCGAGCUACUCUACAGCCCUCACUGGCACUAAUAAGUGAAUUCAGCAGACACAACCAAAAAGGUGACUGAGUUAAUGGAACGUAUGGCGAGAAGCAAUGAGGUACAUUUGAUGAAAAUGGUAUUUGCAAACAUAUGCGAAAUCUGAGUUUUCAGUCGUGAUGCUAAAUCAACAACCUCGAGCGGGAGGAAAUUGACUCCACAGACACGCGCGAGCUCUUCUCAGCGUCCAAGCCCGAUGGUGAUUGCAACGGAGGUUCCCGUGGCAGGACCGAGGCUGAGCAGGUAUGCUCUUGGGGGAGUGUAGUUGUACCAGUAGGCUACUGGAGGCUCUGUGUGGCAGGAGGAGGGUGAUGGUGUCGAUCAUGAAGCUUCCCUGCUCCUUCUACUGCUCCCUCUGGUUCCUCCUGCUCUUGGGAGCCGGGUCUUUACUCCUCCUCGUACAUCUCCAGGACCUCUCAGACAUGCUCCAACAGCAGACCCCAGGUGCAAAGUUGAUGGUUGCUCCAAGGUGGCCAAUUCCAAAGGAGCAAUCCUUUGACAGUGCAGUCGUUAUAGGCAUCAACCUGGGUGGAGGUUUCCAUGGAGCACCAGGGGUAGAGAUGUCCUCUUACCCCAGCCUCCCUACUCCUAGCCCCAGACAACCUCCAGCCUUCCAGUGGCUGCCCCAUCCAGCCACCCCAACCUCUGGGGACCAGCAGGCCGAGAGCACCAGGCGACCCCUCACCAAACGCCACAGGAAGCUGCUGUUAAAGAGCGGGUCUGUAACCCCUGGUGGUGCCCGCUCUGGUGAAGAGGACAGUCGGCUACAGGGCCUGGCGCAAACCCAGGCGUCCCGCCGCCGCCUGCUCAGGGAGGUCUGCGCCAAAUACCAGCCGGGUGUCACCGAGCGCCCCGUGUCCCGCCGGCAGGUGUCCCGCGUCUACGUGGAGGACAGGUCAGGCCUGCUGUACUGUGAGGUGCCCAAAGCCGGCUGCUCCAACUGGAAGCGGGUGCUGAUGGUCCUGGGCGGCAGCGCCACCUCCACGCACAUCAUCGCCCACGACGACGCCCACUACGCCAACCAGCUCCGCCGACUGGACGCCUUCGACCAGGCGGGCGUGGCCAAGCAUCUCCGCUCCUACACCAAGGUCCUCUUCGUACGGGAGCCCUUCGAGAGGCUUGUGUCGGCCUUCCGUGACAAGUUUGAGAGCCCCAACUCGUACUACCACCCGGUGUUCGGCCGGCCCAUCAUCUCCCGGUAUCGGGCCAACGCCUCACGCUCCGCCCUGCGGACCGGCGCCGGGGUCACCUUCAGAGAGUUUGUCCAGUACCUGUUGGAUGUGAGGCGGCCCGUGGGCAUGGACAUCCACUGGGAGCCGGUCAGCCAGCUUUGCAGCCCCUGCCUGCUGCGCUACGACUUCAUAGGGAAGUUCGAGAACCUGAAGGAGGAGGCCAACUUCCUGCUACGGAGCAUCGGGGCACCUAGAAACCUAACUUUCCCUGACUUUAAAGACAGGAACCCAAAGGCAGAAAGGACUUCCUCCUCCAUCACCCAGAGAUACUUUGAACAAUUGAACUCCACAGAAAGACAGAGGGCCUAUGACUUUUAUUACAUGGAUUAUCUGAUGUUUAACUACCCCAAGCCCUUUAAAGACCUGUACUGAGGUACUGGCUGGAUUGCCAGGUUGAGGUUAUUAAUAUGAACACUACGGAAGAGAUUAUUAUCCUGUGGGACUUGAACAAGCACUACAGGCACAUUCAUGUAAAAUAUUAUUUUUUACGGGUCUUAUUUACAAAUGGCUAAAAUAAUGAUUUAAUGUAAUUACUUUGGACAUAGGUUGUAGGCCUACAGCUUUUUGUCAUAAAGCUUUGUAUAGUGUGUCAAAUGCAUUUGCAUUGAUUGGCAGACCAGUGACUUCUAUGAAGUGACCUGUACUUUGGGUAAAGAGUUAGUGAUCUGUUAUUGUUAUUGUUUUUCAGCCUUGUUAUGUGAAGGUAUACUUUUUGGUCCUCUUCAAUAAUGUGUAUUCUUAUGCUCAAGCCUAAGUUCAUGAAAAGAAGGGAAAGAGAGAGGCUAGAUAUACUAAUUUUGUAUUUAAUCUUUAUUUAACUAGGCAAGUCAG